AUGAUCAAAUGUGUCUUGCUGAUGACAGCUGGUGAUGAGAAAGUUUUGCCAGGUCUUGAUUAUCUCACAACUGGAUUUGAUGCGAUAAAAAUGAUUAACACAAUCGAAGAUAUAUCAUCAUCGGAUCAAUUAAAAUUUCGUUUAUUUGAUAUUGAUAAUGUACGUCGUGGAAAAAAUUAUACAUGGAAUUCAAAUGGUGUAUUACAAACAUUUAGUACUCCAAGUUUUGUUAAAGUAAAUGAUAUUGGUAUGAGAACUGAAGUUGAUGUUGAAUCAGUUAGUUCCAGUUACGAACAAUUUUACGACAACUAUUUUAAGUCGUUUGGAUUCGAUCUCUCAAUUCCAGUUCCAAUUAAAGGAGUUCCUUUUGAAUUAUCAUUUGGUUAUCAUGGGACACUACGAUCAGCGUAUGAAGCUAUAACGAAAGAAGCAACUACGAUCGCUAUAUCGACUGAUUGGUGGGGAAUGUAUUCAAUACAAUUGGCACCAGUAUAUAUAUUGCCAUUUGAUCCAUUAUUUAAUCUAAGUCUCUCAAAACUGGUUGCCAAUCCAAAAACGAAAAGACAACAAGCUUAUUACAAUCAAAUUGUUUCAACAUACGGUACACAUUAUGUAUCAUCUGUUAUUGUUGGUGGUCUUGCUGAAAUGUAUACAUUUGUUAAAAAUGAAUAUCGAAAUCAAUAUGAUGAAUCAUCGUUUGAACAUGAAAUUUCUGUCGGGUUUAAACUAGCUGAAGUUAGCUUAGGUAAAACAACUAGCCUCUCAUUUGGUAAUUCAGAAGGUUUAGGCGUAUCAGGUGAAUUUAGUUGGGGCGAUGAUAAAAAACAAUUAACAAUUGAGUUUCGUGAAAGGUCUAAAAUGUUACUAAAAUUUUUACCACCACUUAUUAAUACAUUGAAUGGAUCAUUAAUAUGGCACACAUGGAUCGAUUUGGCAUCAAAAUAUCCAGGUGUAAUAAAUCGAACAUUAUCUAGUUUAGCUAAUCUGUUAAUUAACUAUCCAGUUAAAAUUCAGGAUCAUUCUAAUGACGAAGUAGACGGAGACAGAUCAUUGAUAAAAAUGAGGACGAGCAGGGGUCCCAAAAUAGACCCCUGA
Messenger RNA from Didymodactylos carnosus, 1095 nucleotides. The record is from the annotation of a GenBank genome assembly. Lineage: Eukaryota; Metazoa; Rotifera; Eurotatoria; Philodinida; Philodinidae.